Molecule: messenger RNA, 1719 nt
Organism: Dujonia railenensis
Lineage: Eukaryota; Fungi; Ascomycota; Pichiomycetes; Serinales; Debaryomycetaceae
Source: the annotation of a GenBank genome assembly
AUGAACUCCAGUGAUCCAAUUGGUCUGAUAUUUCCCAACAAGAAAGAUCCUAAAUCUCUUCGACUAGUUACAUUCAAUGUUAAUGGAGUCAAAACUUUGUUCAAUUACUACCCUUGGAAUAAACUACAAAGCAAUUAUGAUGUGUUCUUCAAUCGAAUUAAUGCUGACAUCAUAUCUUUACAAGAAUUAAAACUUUCUCUUCACACGUUGACGUCUGCUGGCGGAAGCAUCGGAAACUUAAAGGACUACCAGUCGUUUAUUACCAUUCCCAAAUCUAAAAGAGGCUACAGUGGAGUCGGGGUCUUCGUCAAUAAGAAGAUACCCGUUAUUCGAGCGGAAGAGGGAAUCACUGGGUGGCUUAGCAGUCCCGAAGAGCCUAGCAAGUGUUACAGGGAGAGAGAUCCUCUAUCCUGCAUUGGUGGUUACCCUCCUGUAACUCCCGAGUUCAGCAAGGAACGGUGCCUUGAUCUUGAUGAUGAGGGUAGAUGUAUUUGUAUUGAACUAGCAAAUAAUAUUGUUGUAAUAUCGGUGUAUUGCCCUGCAAACUCUAGUGGUACAGACGAAGGUGAAGUGUUUAGAAUGGACUUCUUACAAAUCUUACUCCAAAGAUGUUUUGACUUGAAGCAUGUACAUAACAAGGAGGUGAUAUUGAUGGGAGACAUAAAUGUUAGUCAAGACUUAAUAGAUAAUGCCGAGGGAAUUCAAGAAAGAAUCAAAUCGAAAUUAGUUAAGUCACCUCCGCCAAAUGCCAAAUCUCCAAAUAGCGGCUAUGACUUUGAGAAGACGAACCUUGCAGCAUGCCUAGAAUUUAAGACUUCUAGGGCAUCAAGAGAACUAUUGAAUAGUUACACGAUUCCAACACUCGCGACAUUAGAUACUAAAUCAGGCUCAAAACAAUUCCUACAUGAUACCACAAGAAUAUUUCAAGGAAGAAAAUUGGGCAUGUAUACUGUUUGGAAUACUUUGACUGGUGCUAGACAAUCCAACUAUGGAUCAAGAAUUGAUUUGAUAUUGUCUAGCUCGAAAGAGAUGUGCGAUAACAUCAUAGACGCAGAUAUAUGUCCACUUGUUAAUGGAUCUGACCAUUGUCCUGUUUAUACAGAUUUUGAUAUACAGUUUCAGACUCUGAUAUUCAAACCCCACUUGAAGUUUGAAGCAAAGACUUUCUACAAAUUAGUACAACAUAGAGACAUCUCCCUGUUAUUUGGAAUUCCCAAGAGAGAGAGAGAUGAUACAAGUGAAGAGAGCCUAUCUAAUAGUGCAACACCACCUCCACCUCCACGUCCCUUAGCUUUACCUAAGAGACAGAAGAUAGAGUACGUGAGUAGGAAAAAGGGAACCAAUCCUUCGAAAUCAUUACCCUCUCUGCAACAGUCUAUAUCAAACUUUUUCUUCAAGCAAGAUCAAAAGUAUGAGGAGCCGACUUCUAAGACUCCUGAGGUUCCACAUGUAAUGGGAACAAUCACUAAUGCAAACAUGACUAAACUGAAGAAGACCCUCUCCAUAGCUUCAAUGUCAAAUCAAAUCUAUGGUGAACAACCUAACUGCUUGCACGGAGAACCUUGCCAAUUGAAAACCAGUCUAAGCAACAUGAAGACAAGAGGAAAGAAAUUUUGGUGCUGUUCUCGACCACUGGUGGGCAUCAAUUCCACUGAUCCAAAGGAAGUUGGGGAACAUCGAUGUACAUACUUUGAGUGGGCAACCAAGCGAAGCACAUAG